Messenger RNA from Anopheles maculipalpis, 4095 nucleotides. RefSeq lists its product as uncharacterized. Bases 5 to 4084 code for a protein of 1359 amino acids. NCBI's taxonomy places the organism in Eukaryota, Metazoa, Arthropoda, Insecta, Diptera, Culicidae. Gene Ontology annotation, biological process: apoptotic process involved in development; phosphatidylserine exposure on apoptotic cell surface; engulfment of apoptotic cell. The record is from RefSeq and is a predicted model, not a curated record. Gene Ontology annotation, cellular component: plasma membrane. The transcript has 6 exons.
AACCAUGACGGAAUUCCUGCCCCUCUGUGAUGUGCUGUUUAAUGUAAUCUCGCUGGCCGGUUACUUUUGUGACGUUGUGUUUGACGUGGUGCUAGGCUAUGCGCUGUACGAGCGGCAAAAGUUUGCCUACUUUGCAGCGGUCAUUGUGAUCGUAUCGUUUUCGCUCGUUAUUUCACAGAUCGUGUCCAUCCGAUGGUAUUUGAAUAAGCGAAAAAUACGCAAUGCUACAGCAUCGACCACCGGUCCGCCCGGUUCACAGGACGCGGAAGCGGCCCCAGACAGUACCAGCGGCAGUUUGGAAAAGAAGAAGAAAAAACCAAACAGCCUCACGGCGGCCAACGGACCGGGCGGUGGUAUUGGUGGUAGAACCGACGAUACCGCUGAAAGGACGGGCAGUGGAGCUUCCCGCACGUCCGAAUACAGCCGAUACAUCGUACUAGCGCUACACUUUACGCAGCUCGGAGUGCUCUGGCGGUAUGCGAAACUGUUCGUACCGGUCGAUUUGCGCCAUGUCAAGCACGAGGUACGCGAUCUCUGUAUGUUGCGGCUUGUGCACGCAUUCUGCGAAGCAGCACCAAUGCUACUGCUCCAGCUGUACGUGCUCGUUACACUGCAGAGUGAAGCGCAGCUGGCGGCAACACUGAAGCUAAAGACGCUCGGACACCAUCAUCAUCUGCCGGCCAGUACGGCACUUGUACAGCAAACGAAUUUAGCCGAACAGCAGCAGAAAACGUUCCGCGAUCUUAACAUGGUGUCGGCAACGCUGUCACUGUUUAGCGUGUGCUGGGCGCUAGCUAGCUUUAGCAAGAACGUUCGCCUGCAGAAUGUGCACCGGCUGGUGCUGACAUGGUUGGGUGUGAUCUUUCAAUUUCUGUGGCGCCUGGGAACGGUGAUAUCGCGUGUUAUAUCCCUGACGGUGUAUGCCUCGGUGUACAGUCACUGGGUGUUUUUGGUGAUAAUACUGCACUGGUUUUCAAUGUUUCUGUGGCUGAUUUCACCUAAGAACGUGUUUCAUGGAGAACGCAUUUCCCGGCUUAAGAAGACAACUCUUGGUGGGCUGAUUGCGUUCGUGUACAUCUUUGCGUAUAUAAACCUGCAAGAAGUGAGGCAUCGACAGAAAAUGCUAACAUUCUACGUAGUCAUGUUUGCGGAGAACUGUCUUCUCGUCUGCCUGUGGAUGGUCGGUGUGUGGCCCAAUCGUCCGGAAGGAUGGUACCUCGUACCGGUAUCGGUUUUAUGUAGCUUUGCCGCUGGACUCUUCUUUAUGGUCGUUUACUACCGCUACUUUCACGUGCGCCGUCUCGGUUAUGAAGCGGGAGGACGUAUUUCGGAGAAGUGUUCCGGACACUGUGGAACGGAUGGAUGCCGCUGUCUAGCGGGACAUGAGAACGGCAUGGAUGGAGUUGGUAUGAAUGGUGGUGGAGGUGGUUGCAAAGCGGGUGGAGGUAUGGGCGGAGGUUUGGGAGGUGGUGGAAUGAAUGGUGGAGGAGGUCAGAAGUAUCCACAUGCGAUACCGGGUGUGUUUAACUGUCGCUUCUCGAAUCCGGUAAAUGCAGCCACAAAGCGAAAAAAGAAAAAACCGACCACAUUUGUGCCACCGCCUAAUUUGGCAAUCGCUUCGCAAAACUCGACCGGUGCUGGGGGCGGUAUAAAUGAUCAUCCUAAUGUGACUAGCCAGUUUCUACAGCAUCAAGCACACCAGCAACAGCAACAAGCACAGCAACAGCAACAACAGCAACUACAGCAUCACCAACAUGCACAAUAUCUACAACAACAACCUUUGAUAUCACAUCAGCAGCAGCAGCAGGCGCAACAGCAACUACAGCAUCAGCAACAGCAGCAACAGUAUAUGGGCCCAAUGGCAAUACCUUUCUGGAGACGACCACUGCCACGCUCACAUACAGGUGGUUCGAGUGAGAAUGAAGGUAGUAGCGUGGGAUCGCGAGUUAACAUCCAGCAGAAGUUGCAGGAAAAGAAACAGAAACAGCUGGCCGAGCUGAAGAUCAUCGAGGAAGAGAUCAAGCAGGGUAAGCUGGGUGGUCCCGGUGGUACCGGUACCCUCAGCUCGGGCGAUGAUGGCAAAACCACGCUACCAAGGCAACCGAUCCCGCGGGCUAAGAAACACAUCGAUCUUGAUCCGAUCGAGUGGCGCACGUCUAGUCCGGAUAUGGCUGAAAUCGUUGCGAAUAAGUCCUUUAACGAUCUAAACUUGCUGCUAGCGGCCAACUUGGAUGAUGUUAAUAGUUUGAACAAAUUCAACAGCAAUUACGAUCCGAUCUACAACAGUUUCGGAUUAAACGGGAUCAACAUAUCGGCGUUAGUUAAUUUAAAAAGUGCUACUGGUGGAACGAGUGGUUUGGUAGAUACCGGUGGACAAUCUUCAUCCGUACCGGCAGUGGGGCCGGUGGUAGGUGCGGGCAAUCGCAACAUGUCACCAAUUUCUUCACAAAUCUCUGCCACCGAAAGUAAUUCGCUUACGCGCCAGGUGAUGCCCCGGUCGAAGAUUUUACCCAACAACAUUCCGCGCAAUCCGUUCGCUGAAAACUAUCGUGGAAAUUUUGUAAAUCUGUAUGCAGAUGCCGCUGCCAGUACGCCGGCCGGAUUGAUAAAUGGUGCUGCGAACGGCGGUAAUGGUGGGGGUGGGUCAGGUGUACGUGCCCCUUCUAUAAGUCCUCGCACGACUGAGAUUGCUCAAUCGAACCGGGCGAUCCUGUACGAUGCUCAUGGGCGACUGUACACCGAUGCGAACCACCCGAGGCAAGUGUCCGGAACGUACAGUAGUACCGAGAAUGCCGGUGCUGAAAAUCUUCCCUUCCCGUACAAUGUUGUGCCACCGCCACGAAGCAAGCUGGACAGUCGAGGAACACCCACCACACCGGUGCAGUCCGGAUCGGCUAGUGGUAGUGCGAACAAUACGAACAGUAGCAACAAGUCUGGACGCACUGCAACGACGGCAACGAUGGCAGCCAUUGUGGCGAGUGUUGGCGCGGGAGGAUCUUCAGGUGGCACGGUUGGGGCGGGCGGUGCAACCGGUGUGAUCAACAAUCUUAACAAUACCAAGCGCCAGAAUAUGCAACGCGCCAAAACACCGGAAAUACUGCUUGCGCCACACUAUCUGGAGAAUUCGAGGAUUUACUUUGAUUGGGUCGCACGAGAGGCGGCCAAUUUUAGAUUGCAAGAAUCGGAACGGGAUCAACCGAUGGAAAGCAGUGGAGAUGAAAAUUUGGAUAACUCUGGGUGUGACGAUGGACAUAAUGGACAUCAUCGGAUACCUUCGGACAUCGAUAGUCAGGUCUCAUUACCCCGCUCGUACACAUUGCCUCGCGAGUUUAAGUACUAUCGACGAAACAAGGGUCGAAAGGUGAAAAACGAACAUUUUAUCGCUAGCACCAACAGCAGCGAUGGUGACGUAGACAGUGGAGAUGAUAACGAAUCGGAGCGGCUAUCCAACCUGUCCUCUAGCUCGCAGCGACGGGUGAAGAAUGCUACACCCUGCACCAAUCUUUCUAACGGACAUCAUGUAUCGCCACUGCAGCAGCAGCAGCAUCAGCCGCAUCCCCAACAGCCACUUCCGCGCCAGAGGAUGAACAAUCUGAACAAAAGCGUUGCUCCUAACCAACCCUCGAUUAGUGCUUCGAUGGCGAUGAUGUAUGCAGGUGGUUCGGGAGGACAAUCACCAAGCGGUACGAUGCUACAUGCGAAUGGGCAAGCAAUACCACCGGUGACGACUUCUCGACAAACGUUGAAUGCAACGCCUCAAAAUCUUCACCAACCGCCUCUACCCCAGCAUGCUGCCGUUGCGCUAGCGAACGGCUACAAUUUAACGGGCAGUGGUGACCGAAGCAGUCCUGCUAUGCCGGCUGCUCUGCUUUCAGGCAGUGACGGUAGUCCGGUAGGAAUGCCAGGCAAACCAGGUGCGGUACAUAGUUUCGAUCUGAUUAGUGGUGUAGAAGCAGUAGGAGCCGCACUACCACCGUACCAUGCUGGAGGAGCAGUGGGCAAUGGUGGAGGCGUAGCACGACCGACCCGCUUCCGAAUGUACGGCACCAAGAAUGGUAUGGUGCGGCACGAAACUAAGCUCUAGGAAUAAAAGUA